Molecule: messenger RNA, 1802 nt
Organism: Syngnathus acus (greater pipefish)
Lineage: Eukaryota; Metazoa; Chordata; Actinopteri; Syngnathiformes; Syngnathidae
Product: claudin-23
Exons: 2
Coding region: 126-881 (251 amino acids)
Biological process (GO): bicellular tight junction assembly; cell adhesion
Cellular component (GO): bicellular tight junction; plasma membrane
Molecular function (GO): structural molecule activity
Source: RefSeq, a predicted model, not a curated record
UCUUAGAGUGCUAUGAAAAGUCGGCGGCCUGACAAGACGAGCGACAUCGUCCAGAGAUGGUUCUUCGGCAUUCCGCCACUUCGUCUCUCCCGAUAAACGUCUGAAUCUGCACCGUUCAAGGAAUCAUGGUGAUGCAGACUCCGGCGUCCAUGGUGAUGGGGAUCGUCUUUGCCCCCUUGGGUCUCGUCCUCCUCUUCACUGCUGCUAUCACACCUCAGUGGAGAGAGGGCCACACACGUCUGGACUUGGCCAGGCCUGGUUUUGUUUUUCUCAGGACAGUGGUGAAAAGCCACAGUCCUGGGGUUAGGCCAGGAAUGACGGACAGUCUCCUGCUGAUCCGCUCAGAUGGGCUAUGGGAGAGUUGUCUGCAGCUGGAGCACUCGGAGCUGAAGCAGUGCUGGCCGGUGGCGGGUUCUUAUGAGCGAGACCGUCGGGUUCGCUUGGCGCAGGGCUUGGUCCUGACCUCCUUGUUCCUGUGCGGCACCGGUAUCCUGCUGGCCUGCAUCGGGGUGCGCUGUUGGACAGAUCUCCCGCUACGAGGCGUGGCUGCCACAGGUGGGGUCCUAGUGGUGGUGGCCGGGUUGCUCAGUAUCACCGCCCUGGUGGUCUACACCCACAACUUACGCAGGCUGGGGACGGAGGACACCAAGCAAGACCUGAACAACACUAGAUUGCCUCAGCUCAGCUUACGUCCGGCCGGCUCGCUCUACUUUGGGUGGUUGGGUUCGUGCUUACAGAUAUUGGGAGGGGGUGCCUUGGCGCUGAGCUUCAAGAGACCGAGAUGCAGAACCUGCCCGGAGUUUGCAGCCUGCCCUGCUUGUCAACCGUGCUCAGAGAUUCGCAGCAAGCCCGAAUCUGACAUGUAUGAAGUCAGCUGUUAGAAUAGGACUGUGACUUUCAAACUCACACAUAAUGGUAAUCCACUACAGGGGUUCUCAAACAUUUUGGGUCCAGGUACCAGAAUUAUUUCCAAAGAACACCCUCAUUAGGGCAAAGGUCGAAGUCCACAAACAAAGGUUUCUAUUUGCUUAUAGGUGCCUCACAAUGAAGCACUUUUUUUUUUUUACUUUAGACAUAGGCCCGGCCUGACUAAAUGAAGCUCCUCCCCUCAGUUUGACAUACGAGUUUGACCACCAGAUGGCACCAAAGCUACAGCAUUCAGUGAGACAUGGCUUUGGCCUGAGCACAAAAACAGCACAUUAGCAAGAUGUUUCACCAAAAAUUCAAGUAUGCCAAACUAAAAACAUCUUUUCUUUGAAAAAUAUUAAUUUAUUCAUCCUGUGAUGCCAUAUUACCUAUGUGCCAAUCAUGAGAUUUAAUUGGCCCAAAGCUAAGAUAAGAAGUAAUUGGCUCAGGAACUUUUCCAAACUAAAACAGCUACAGCUCACCAGUAGGUCCUCGUCUCCAGUUUAAGAACUUCUGAAACAAUGCGUCAUACAAAGACACUUCUCCAUCGCCUCGCUUAACUGUUGUAUAAGUGUGACAAUGAUGCCAUUCUUCAGAUGCUCGCUGCAGAUAUGACUGCUGUAUGACGAUGUUCUUGUGCCGCCUUUGACAGCCUCGCUUUGUACUGUUAGAAAAAGAAAAAAAAUCACGCUGCAUCUGAUCAUAACAACAGGGUGUCUCGUGUGUGACGAAGUUCCGCCCCCUAAAUUGGUCAACCGGAAUGUACAGUGAAGUGUUUUUGUUGUCUAUCACUACGCUACACUAACACAGUAUUGAGGUCAUAAUGAUGAAUAUUGUUAUGAAAAAAAAGUUCUAGCUCAUAAACAUAAAAAUAAAUAAAAAAAACUGUACGAUAA